Eimeria mitis is the source of this 3219-nucleotide messenger RNA. Its product is annotated as vacuolar protein sorting 18, putative. The coding region runs from base 1 to 3219 and encodes 1072 amino acids. The record is from RefSeq and is a predicted model, not a curated record. The transcript has 18 exons. NCBI's taxonomy places the organism in Eukaryota, Apicomplexa, Conoidasida, Eucoccidiorida, Eimeriidae.
AUGAUAACACUGCAACUUGAGUUUAGUCUCUGCUGUUCUUCCUCGUAUUCUACAGCUAAGCUGCAGCAACGACAGCAGCAGCAGCAGCAACAGCAGCAGCAGCAGCAGCAGCAGCAACAGCAGCAGCAGCAGCAGCUGUGUUUCUUGUUGUCUUUGCUCUCUAGCGCUCCCCUUCUGCAGCAGCAGCAGCAGCAGCAGGAGCAACAGCAGCAGCAGCAGCAGCAGCAGCAGCUGGGUAUGCUGUCCCAAGGCUGGGAUGGCAGGGAGGGGGGCCCCCCGGGGGGCCCCCCCUCCUUCGAGGUUGCUGCUGGUGCUGCUGCUGCUGUGCCUCUGCCGCAGAUAAACAGCAGCAGCAGCAGCAGCAGCAGCAGCAGCAGCAUGAGCAGCAGCAGCAGCAGCGAGUCUCCUUCGUUGCAGCUGCGUAUACUGAGGCUUGCAGGGGGCCCCUCUCUUCACUCUAGGGGUGGUGCUGCUGCUGCUGCUGCUGCUGCGGGGUGUACAUACAUCGCCACUGUUGAUGGUUCUCUUAUACGCACAGAAGGAGACAAUCAGCAGAUGCAAACCAUCGAAUUCUCCAGCUUUAAAGGGUUUAGCCAAGACAAUCAGCAGAUGCAAACCAUCGAAUUCUCCAGCUUUAAAGGCACACGGUGUGGGGCUAUAAUGGAGUGCGUUGUUGGGGGGGGAAAGGAGAGACAGCUGCGGCUGCUGCUGCAGCUGCCGAAGGCUGCUGCUGCUCUCAGUCUUGCUGUUCUUACUGCAGGAGUAAACUCUGCUGCUGCUGCUGCUGUUGCUGCUGCUGCUGCUGCUGCUGUUGCUGCUGCUGUUGCUGCUGUUGCUGCUGCUGCUGUUGGAUUUGCUGCUGGUCGUGGUGUCGUGUCGCCCUGUUUCCUGGGGCUUGCUGCUGCUGCUGCUGCUGCUGCUGCUGCUGCUGCUGAAGAUAGGGUGGGGCCUGAUGCGGGUGUUGGGGUUUUGGUUGCGACAGAGACGGAGCUGCUUUGCUUCUUCGGUGUUGGUGGUGUUGCUGCUGCGUUCAGCAGCAAGGAGCUGCUUUGCUUCUUCGGUGUUGGUGGUGUUGCUGCUGCGUUCAGCAGCAACCCGGUGUUGGUGGUGUUGCUGCUGCGUUCAGCAGCAACCGCAGCAGCAGCAGCAGCAGCAGCAGCAGCAAGAACGCACAUACUUUUGUCUCCGACGCUAGUGGGGUUGUUGAAUGGAGAGCUGCGGCUGCCAGCAACAGCAGCAGCAGCAGCAGCAGCAGCAGCAGCAGGCAGCAGCAGCGGGAACCUGAUGUCGUUUCCGCCAGAGGUUGUGUUGCUGCCUCCAUCUUCUUUGGUUGCAGCAGCAAAAUAUGUUUCUCGCUCUCCCUCAACACUUAUACGGGAAGGGCCUGCAGCUAAUCCAAGACAGCAGCAGCACCUGCAGCAGCAGCAACAGCAGCAGCAGCAGCAGCAGCGGCUUGCUGCUGCUCACGACGGAAAUAUGUUUCUCGCUCUCCCUCAACACUUAUACGGGAAGGGCCUGCAGCUAAUCCAAGACAGCAGCAGCACCUGCAGCAGCAGCAACAGCAGCAGCAGCAGCAGCAGCGGCUUGCUGCUGCUCACGACGGAGUUUGCUGCUCAUCUGCUGCUGCAGAAUGAGGAUGUCAAUGCAUGGGAAUUGCUUCUAGCCCGCCAGGAUUACAACGGGGCGCUAGCAGCAUGCCGGACGACACAGCAGCGGGAGAUUGUGCUGCGAAGCAAAGCGCGGCUGCUGCUGCAGCAGCAGCAGUGGGUUGCUGCUGCUGCUGCUCUGGCUAGCUGCUGCAGCGUAGGCUUCGAUGAUGCCUGCUGCUUGCUGCUCGCGCUGCAGCAGCAACUGCCGCAGCAGCAGCAGCUGCUGCUAGAAGCCCUCAGGGUUUAUGUUACAGCUAAACUGCAGCAGCUCGCAGACGCCGGCCCUAUACGCAAACCCCUCAAAAGAAACUAUCGCUUCCUUGCGCCUGGGGAGCGCCCCUCACCGCAGCAGGUGGUUUUGUUUACGUGGCUGCUGCAGCUGCUGCUGCAGCAGCUGAAUGCAUGCGACGCAGAGACCCUGAGGGCUGCGUCUCCCCCUAUUGCUGCAGCAGCAGCAGCAGUACCGGGUGCAGCAGCAGCAGCAGCAGCAGCAGCAGCAGCAGCAGCAACCAGCAGCAGCAGCAGCAAAAUGGCUGCACUCCAAGACACGCUGCAGCAGACACAGAGAGAAAUACGAUAUCUUCUCGCGGAGUUUAAACAUGUCCAUGAGCUGCAUGCAACUGUCGUGGGUCUGCUGCAGAGCAGCGGGCGUAGCGGUUUGCUGCGGGAGUUUUUGCUGCUGAUUGGGGACGAGGAGACAUGCGCCCGUCUCUUUCUCAACUCGGCUCAGUAUAGAGAUGCUCUCGACGCAAUUCUAUCAAUCCAGAACCCCAAGGCCCGCUGCAACUUAUUUGCUUCUUAUGCGCCGCUGCUGCUGCUGCAUCACCCGCAGCAGUUUGCUGCUGCAGCACGCAGGUCAGAGCUGGGGGCGCUGCAGCCGUGGCUGCUGCUGCCGGCUCUCAUGCUGCCAAUCGUUCUGCUGCAGCGGGAGCAGCAGCAGCAAGCUCACCAGCAGCAGCAGCAGCAGCAGCAGCAGCAGCAGCAGCAGCAGCAGCAGCAGCAGCAGCAGCAGCAGCAGCAGAAGCUACGCAUGCUGGAAGGCCGCAGUGCAGCUCGGAUGUCUUUCUCUUUCGGUAGAGGCAGCCUGCUGCAUACAAACGGCAUCCCAGGCGUCAGCAGCAGCAGCAGCAUCAUCAGCAGCAGCAGCAGCAGCAGCAGCAGCAGCAGCAGCAGCGGUUGCAGCUGGGCUUCGCCUGCAGGCCUGGGGACCGCGCUGCUGCUGCUGCUUGCUGAGGCCCCCUACGACUCCGAGUCCGAGCUGGCGUCUGCAAUCGCUGACAGCGGGGGAGAGUUCGAUGCUUUGUUGUGUUUGCGGCACUGCCAAGAGAAGCAGAGGAGGCGCUCCGUCAUCCUGCUGUAUGUACACCUCAAACGCUACCAGGCAAGACGAGGGUUUAGGGAGGCGGUGCAUAUGGCGCUAGAAGCAGCAGACGUGCCGCUAGCUGAGGAGGCCGCGGGCUGCUGCGUCGAUGAGCUGCUGCGGCGGAAGCUGUGGCUAGACAUAUGUCGCUACAUUCCUUUAACAAAUAUUAAAAACAGCUGGGGGCUGAUAGAGCCUGCUGGGGCUUAA